Molecule: messenger RNA, 4597 nt
Organism: Populus euphratica (Euphrates poplar)
Lineage: Eukaryota; Viridiplantae; Streptophyta; Magnoliopsida; Malpighiales; Salicaceae
Product: ABC transporter G family member 29-like
Exons: 21
Coding region: 7-4464 (1485 amino acids)
Cellular component (GO): membrane
Molecular function (GO): ABC-type transporter activity; ATP hydrolysis activity; ATP binding
Source: RefSeq, a predicted model, not a curated record
AGAAAGAUGGAUGGUGAGGAGAAGGCGCGAGCUUCUGGCAGACGAUCAAGUCACAGCAGCUUGAGCAGAAGCAUAAGCAGGAGCUUGAUCAGGGCUGGUUGGAACAUGGAAGAAAUGUUUUCUGUUGGCAGGGAUUCUAGGAGAACCAACCUUGUCGAUGGAGAUGAAGAGGCUCUAAAAUGGGCUGCCAUAGAGAAGUUACCAACAUACAACAGAUUAAGAACAAGUAUCAUCCAAUCUUUUGUGGAGUCCGAGGUCCAAGGCAAUAAGCUGCUGCUGCAUAAAGAAGUUGAUGUGAGAAAGCUCGACAUGAAUGACAGGAAAACUUUCAUCGACAAUCUUUUUAAGGUUGCAGAGGAAGAUAAUGAAAAAUUCUUGAAAAAAUUCAGACAAAGAGUUGACAAGGUUGGAAUCCGACUCCCAACAAUUGAGGUUAGGUUUGAACAUUUGACCGUUGAAGCGGAUUGUCACAUUGGCACCAGAGCUCUUCCCACACUUCCAAAUGCUGCAAGAAACAUUGCUGAAUCAGCUCUUGGUAUGGUUGGGAUUAAUUUGUCUGAGAGAACAAAGCUCACAAUACUCAAAGAUGCAUACGGGCUUAUAAAACCAUCAAGGAUGGCUCUAUUAUUAGGGCCACCAUCCUCGGGCAAAACAACGCUUCUGUUGGCUCUAGCAGGAAAGCUGGACCCGAGUCUCAAGGUUAAAGGAGACAUAACAUAUAAUGGAUAUCGACUAGAUGAAUUUGUGCCACGGAAAUCAUCAGCAUAUAUCAGCCAAAAUGAUGCUCACAUAGGAGAACUGACUGUGAAAGAAACCUUGGAUUUCUCAUCAAGGUGUCAGGGGGUCGGGACACGAUAUGAUCUCCUAAGUGAACUUGCAAGAAAAGAGAAGGAACGUGGAAUAUUUCCAGAGGCAGAAGUGGAUCUUUUCAUGAAGGCAACUGCAAUGGAAGGAGUUCAAAGCAGUCUUAUUACUGACUACACACUCAAAAUAUUAGGACUUGAUAUAUGCAAGGACACCGUUGUUGGAGAUGAAAUGAUACGGGGAAUAUCGGGUGGACAGAAAAAGAGAGUGACGACAGGAGAGAUGAUGGUUGGGCCCACGAAGACACUAUUCAUGGAUGAGAUAUCUACCGGUCUGGAUAGCUCCACAACAUACCAAAUAGUGAAGUGCUUGCAGCAUAUCGUGCACCACACUGAGGCCACAGUCAUGGUGUCCCUGCUCCAGCCUGCUCCUGAGACGUUUGAUCUCUUUGACGAUAUCAUCUUUUUAUCUGAAGGCCAGAUUGUGUACCAGGGCCCACGAGAGCACAUCCUUGCUUUCUUUGAGAGCUGUGGGUUCCGCUGCCCUGAGAGAAAGGGCGCUGCUGAUUUCUUACAAGAGGUUACUUCAAAGAAAGACCAAGAGCAGUAUUGGGUUGACAGAAGUAAGCCAUAUAGAUGCAUAACAGUCCCGGAAUUUGCUGAGAGGUUCAAGAGGUUCCAUGUGGGCAUGCGAAUAGAGAAUGAGCUUUCAUUGCCAUUUGACAAGUCCCGAGGCCACGGAGCAGCACUAUCAUUCUCAAAGUACACAGUUCCGAAAAUGGAACUACUCAAGGCAUGCUGGGAUAGAGAAUGGAUAUUGGUUCGGAGAAAUGCGUAUGUCUAUGUGGCCAAGACUGUCCAACUUAUUAUCAUGGCAAUUAUAGUGUCAACGCUAUUUAUAAAGUCUAGAAUGCAUACAAGAAAUGAAGAAGAUGGAGCAGUGUAUAUUGGUGCUCUUUUGUUUACCAUCGUCAUUAACAUUUUCAAUGGUUUCGCUGAGCUCGCACUUGUAAUCAAGAGGCUUCCCGUCUUUUACAAGCAAAGAGAACUACAAUUCCAUCCUGCCUGGACUUUCACCCUGCCAACUUUCUUGCUGCAGCUGCCAUCGUCAAUAAUCGAGUCUCUUGUUUGGGUGUCAAUUACGUAUUACUCCAUUGGUUUUGCACCGGAAGCCGACAGGUUUUUCAAGCAACUGCUACUGGUAUUUUUCAUUCAACAAAUGGCUGCGGGCCUCUUUAGGCUUAUUGCUGGGGUCUGCAGGACCAUGAUCAUUGCCAGCACAGGCGGGGCUCUCACUCUGCUCCUUGUUUUCUUGCUUGGAGGUUUCAUCUUACAUAAAGGUACCAUUCCAAAUUGGUGGGAAUGGGGCUACUGGGUUUCCCCUUUGUCUUAUGGCUACAAUGCCAUAGCUGUGAACGAAAUGUUCGCUCUCAGGUGGAUGAACAAUCUGACUUCAGACAACGCUGCCGGAUUAGGCGCAGCAGUGCUCGAUAGCUUUGGUGUUUAUACUGAUAAGAACUGGUAUUGGAUAGGCACAGCUGCUAUUCUAGGUUUUGCUGUUCUAUUCAAUGUUCUCUUCACCAUUUCUCUCGAGUACUUAAGCCCUCCUGGAAAGCCACGGGCCAUAAUCUCUGAGGAAACAACAAAAGAAGGAACCACGUCAAAGAAAGGUUCACUCCCGCAGUCAUUAGCCUCUUCGGAUGGAAACAAUACGAGUAAAAUUGAACUCUUGAGAAUGAGCAGCCCAUCCAAUCCCAGUGGACCAAUUAAAAAUUCCGAUUCAACUCUUGAAGCAGCAAAUGGAGUUGCUCCUAAGAGAGGAAUGGUCCUCCCUUUCACUCCUCUUUCCAUGUCCUUCGACGAUGUGAAUUAUUUUGUGGACAUGCCUGCUGAAAUGAAGGAGCAAGGAGUUCCAGAGGAUCGGUUGCAGCUACUUCGAGAAGUAACGGGAGCUUUUAGGCCUGGAGUCCUCACGGCAUUAAUGGGAGUCAGUGGAGCUGGAAAGACUACACUGAUGGAUGUUUUGGCCGGAAGAAAGACUGGUGGAUACGUUGACGGUGAUAUUAGAAUUUCCGGGUUCCCCAAGAAGCAGGAAACGUUUGCAAGAAUUUCUGGGUAUUGCGAACAGAAUGAUAUCCACUCUCCUCAAGUCACUGUUAAAGAAUCAUUGAUUUAUUCAGCAUUUCUUCGUCUCCCUAAAGAAGUCGGUAAACAAGAAAAGAUGAAUUUUGUGGAUGAAGUGGCGGAAUUGGUAGAGCUGGACAAUCUCAAGGACGCUAUAGUUGGGCUUCCAGGAAUUACAGGGUUGUCCACAGAACAGAGAAAGAGAUUAACAAUAGCAGUGGAGCUGGUUGCUAAUCCCUCCAUCAUUUUCAUGGAUGAACCAACUUCUGGUCUUGAUGCAAGGGCAGCUGCCAUUGUUAUGAGGACUGUGAGAAACACCGUGGAUACUGGAAGAACAGUUGUCUGUACGAUUCAUCAACCUAGCAUUGACAUCUUUGAAGCCUUUGAUGAAUUGUUAUUAAUGAAGAGGGGAGGACAAGUAAUAUACUCUGGAACAUUGGGUCGAAAUUCUUGCAAGAUCAUUGAGUACUUUGAGGCCAUUCACGGAGUCCCUAAAAUAAAAGAAAAGUACAAUCCGGCAACAUGGAUGCUAGAAGUGAGUUCAGCUGCAGUUGAGGUCCGGCUUGGAAUGGACUUUGCAGAACACUACAAAUGUUCAUCUUUGUAUCAGAGAAACAAGGCUUUGGUGAAGGAGUUGAGCACGCAAAAGCCAGGAGCAAAAGACCUUUAUUUUGCCACUCGGUAUUCGGAGUCAAUAUGGGGACAGUUCAAAUCUUGCCUCUGGAAGCAGUGGUGGACAUACUGGAGAACUCCUGAUUACAACCUUGUUAGAUACAUCUUUACCUUGCUUUGUGCUCUUAUGGUUGGUAGCAUAUUCUGGAAGAUUGGGACUCGAAGGGAGAGCUCAAGUGAUCUGUCUAUGAUUAUCGGUGCCAUGUAUUCUUCUGUCCUGUUUGUUGGUAUUAACAACUGCCAAACAGUACAACCAGUGGUAGCUGUUGAAAGAACGGUGUUUUACCGAGAAAAAGCAGCUGGGAUGUAUUCUGCAUUACCUUAUGCCAUUGCACAGGUUGUUUGUGAAAUACCAUACGUAUUUGUUCAAGCUACUUAUUAUACACUCAUUGUAUAUGCCAUGGUGGCCUUUGAAUGGACUGCAGCCAAAUUCUUCUGGUUCUUCUUCAUCAAUUUCUUAUCCUUCCUUUACUUCACGUACUACGGAAUGAUGGCUGUUUCCGUCACCCCAAACCACCAAAUAGCAGCCAUCUUUGCAGGAGCAUUCUAUUCUCUCUUCAAUCUUUUCUCUGGCUUCUUUAUACCAAGACCGAAAAUCCCCAAGUGGUGGGUCUGGUACUAUUGGAUUUGCCCUGUAGCGUGGACAGUAUAUGGACUGAUUGUGUCCCAGUAUGGCGACGUUCAGGACACCAUUAAAGUUCCUGGUUAUGAUGAAAAUCCUCAAAUAAAGUUCUAUAUACAAGACCAUUAUGGGUUUGACCCAGAUUUCAUGGGGCCGGUUGCUGCGGUAUUAAUUGGCUUUGCAGUCUUCUUUGCAUUUUUGUAUGCCUUCUGCAUAAGGACACUGAACUUCCAGGCAAGAUAGGCAGCAAGAUUUGUACGUCAAGCUGAGCUUGGAGAUGUAUAAUAUGUAGCAAUGUUUAUGAAGAGAUGUUGAGAAUCAAGAUAUUCAAGCUGUGCUUCUUUCUUUUCUAGUUGUGAGACGGACAACUGACAAC